Molecule: messenger RNA, 1929 nt
Organism: Pseudoliparis swirei
Lineage: Eukaryota; Metazoa; Chordata; Actinopteri; Perciformes; Liparidae
Gene: bri3
Product: brain protein I3
Exons: 3
Coding region: 426-824 (132 amino acids)
Source: RefSeq, a predicted model, not a curated record
UUCUCUCGUGACAAUCUAGACAGAAAGGAAAAGCCCCUGUGAGUUCCAGCUGAAUUAGAAGACGUUGUGAUGACAGACUGCUGUCGUAUUAGUGCCAAAGGACUAACCCCGAGGAGCGAAAUGGAGUGAAGUUAAGUAUAGCCAGGGAGAGUCGGACCAUUCCUGUCUUUUUAAAGUGGGCAUUUGCGAAAUAUUUAGAUUUGUUGCGUCAAGGAGGACAAAGUUGGCGCAUGGAGAGGGACGAAGUUUAUUUUUUGCGCAUCGUCUUAACCUUUGUUUUUGUCGCCACUGCGUGUCUACCAACGUCACACGGCUUUCCGGACAACCGACGCCAAGUAACCGGAGUUCAGCGUCGCGCCCCAAGGAUAUAAGAAAAGUUCCGGGCAGACGACGAGCCAACUCGAGGACGCACCACGUCGGCAGAGAUGGUGGACAACAAACCUCUUCUUCAGGACAGACCUCCCGCCUACGCCAGCGUCCCGGGGGCGUAUGAGUACGGCCCCCCGCCGCAGCCCGGCUACGGGGCCAUCCCCUCGCCGGCCCCGCCGCCGCCGCCGCCCUACCCGUACCCCGAUGGCAGAGGCAUCCCACCCGCCCACAUGAACCCUGCCAUAGCUCAGCAGCCCUACGCUGGGACUUACACCAUCAUACAACCGUCUGUAGUGGUGGUAGGGGGCUGCCCGGCCUGCAGAGUUGGUGUCCUGGAGGAUGACUUCACUUGCCUGGGGAUCAUGUGCGCCAUCUUCUUCUUCCCCUUUGGUCUCCUUUUCUGCUUCGCACUGCGUCAGAGAAGGUGUCCCAACUGCGGCGCCACCUUCGGCUAGAGGGACCAAACUGCAGCUUGUGCACCUGCCGGUGCUCCCAUACACACACACACACACACACAUAAUCCAGCGUUUGUCUUUUUAUUUUGUUAUCUUUUCUUAAUAUUGCACAUUGCUGUUGCCAUUAUGUUAUGCUCAACAAAUUAUCAAGAUGAUACCGUGAAUUAUGUUUUAUUCGAGGCACGCGUGGAAGUCUAUUUUCAUCUGCCAGUUGAGGAUAUAUUCUCGCAUAAUGAGUGUCCAGCUGUUGUCAGUGCCUUCACUACAUGCUGAGUGAUCAGAGAUUCCAUCAGUCAUGAUUUCUCCUGUAGAUUUAUCUGUUAUCCGAGGAUCGGAGCAGAUUCCUUUGUUAUUUUCCAAGCCAAAAUGAACGAAAACACGUGCGUACCUUUUUUCCCGUUCUUCCUUUUUGCGCACGGCAUAGAAUGCUUUGCUUUUUCAAGAAAGGUAAAUUUUUUUUUUCCCCGAUGUUCGUUUUUGGCUGUCAAAUGAAAAAAAAAAAAGCAUACAACUUCAUCCAAACGAUGUAAAGUGUCCCGUCUGAGACGAUGGACUCGUUUCAGACAAAGCCUGCACCAUUGUGUCUGUUUUUGUCGAUUCUAUUUCUUGGGGCCAUAUUUGCACUGAUAGUUUUUGACUAUUCUGCUGGGUUGUGCUUUUCCAGGGCCAAUGCAGACCUCAGGUACACACAAUCUGAAACGCCCUCGACUUUACAACCUCAAUCAGUUUGACUUCGGGGACUCUUGUGUCAAAGCACAGACUCCUCCUUUAAUCUGCAGAGUUUCACUUCGAUGAAGCAUGCGCAGUCAAAAAUGAAAAAAUCUGUGUAUACCUUCUGGAAUUUUAUCUUAGUGCUCUGACAAGUCACCCUGCCCCAUUCCUCCCAACCUGACAAUCAAGUGAGAUGGUCUUUGUCCCCGUGUCUCCGUGUCCACGUCUUCCAUCUCAGCCAGAUGUUAUAUAACGGUCCUUGGCAGAAGAGAGAGAACCGGGUGGAAGUGAUUUUUAAGAAAAUCUUGCUUUAGAAAACACUACGCACGCUCUUAUGAUUGAGGUUCUUACUUUUUAUAAAUCGGUUACUGUAAUUAAAAAUGAAUGCUACUUA